Microcebus murinus (gray mouse lemur) is the source of this 20190-nucleotide messenger RNA. Lineage: Eukaryota; Metazoa; Chordata; Mammalia; Primates; Cheirogaleidae. The record is from RefSeq and is a predicted model, not a curated record.
UGGAUAGACGGUCCGUGCUGACGAGCUCCAUCUGGAAAUCAUCCCCCCAGCAAUGGCACCAGCAGUUUUACCCAACACUUUGUCAGCGCAUCAUCCUAAUUCAUCUCCUUGUUUCUUUGCCUGUGGACUCAGUGUCAGCCCCACACUGGGCACCGGGAGAAGCACUGGGGCCAUCGUGACAGUGAACGUUUGUUGAUUGCAUACCAGGGACCAGAGUGGUGCUUGGUGCUUAGUGCUUCCUGAGAAUGAUCCUUGUCACAGCUGGCCCCUAAGGUAGGUAGGCAGUAUCCCCAUUUUACAGAACGAGAAACAGAGACCCAGAGAGGUUAAGGUACUUGGGGAAAGUCACACAGCUGGUAAGAAGCAGUGUUAGGAUCCAGACCCAGGCUCUGACUCUGGCAUCCACACUUGUAACCUCUACUGUGUGCAUUGUUGCCUGGAGGUGAGCCACCAUCCGGGCAGAGAAACAGAUGACAAUCGAGUGGCACAUCGUAGACCUUUGCAGGGUUCACCCUGGCUGGCCUGUCUUGAAAGGUUCGGUGCUGCAAUGGGAGUAUAGAUAGGUUGGAGGCAAAUGCAGCCAGGCUUAGCCUUAUCUCUGCUGCUUGUAAGAGGUGGGGCAUCAACCCCCAUGUGCUUCUGCAAAUCAGACACAAAUAUUCACUUGGACACGUUACUGAAAGAAAGAGUGAUAACUGAGUGACCUGGCACCUCCUGCACAAGUGCCUCUAAAUGGCAAUCAGUACUGCAGUUGCUGAAAACCGAGAGUUAUGGCUUCAGUGAGUGCUGGGCACCUUGCUUCCCUCCCAGGAGAAGGCCAGGUUAGUCACCAGAGGGCCUCAGGCUGGAAGGGGCCCUAACGAGUCACCAGGUCCCUGGCUGUCCUGGCAGGCUAUAGGCCCAGAUGUCAGCCCUGGCCAGGGAGUCAGUCUCAUUUUAUAAACUGCCCAGGGCUGGGUACUGCAGCCUCUCCUCAUCACUCAUUCGAGCUUAUGGAAGAGCUUGGAAGAGCGUAAAGGGAUGUGUACUUGCUAUAAAUGACACGGGUUGUAACUUUUGCCUUUGUUGCUCAAGAAGAACUUGCUAAGUGUGAAGUACUGCAUUAGUAGGCAGAAUGCAAGAACCAGGGGUUUGGGCAUCAGACCUGGGUUCGAGUCUUGCCCUGCUCCUUCCCACCUGGGCAUGUCACUUGCCCUUUCUGGGCUUCCAUUUCCUCAUAUGAAUAAAGGAGAGUCCUGCCUCUUGCUAUGAGGAUCGGCUCUAGGGCUGCUUCUGUGGGCACAGCUUCCUGACUGCAGCCUGAACCCCAGUUCCAAGAGUGGCCUGGCCCUGCCCCUUUUCCCCCAUCCCAGCCCCUAUCAGGCAGGGCCAAAAACACUCAGGCUGGUCCAAGAGAUUGAAUGGCACAUCUCCUGCCAGGCGUGGCUGACUCCAAGCCCUCUUGCAGGGGAGAAGGGACAGAUCUGGCCCUGUCCUGGGUCUGGCCUCAGAUCCUUUGACCCAUCUCUGGACUAAUACACAGCUUGAGGCUGGUACAGGCACUGAUCUGGGACAGGCUGGAGCCACUGGCAGCCUCGUAAAUCAGGCUCCAGCCUUUGAAGCUUGUGCAGACUCCCUGGGAGAGCCGAGCAGCAUGCUCUUCUUGCAGUAGGAGCUCCUCCCCCCGGGUCUGGAGUCUCCAGGGGUGAGUGGGGCCUGAUUUACAGAGGCUUCUAAUAGCAACAGCCCAGCCUGGGAGGGGAGGCCCAGGAAAGAACGAGUAUGCCCUAUGACCUGGCCUCCCAGGCUGGGGAGACAGUAGGAGCUGCCCUGGAGGGAGGGCCACUCCCUCUGAGCCUGGGUGGACAACAUCCCCCACCCCUGUCCCCUACUGGAAUUCAGCACUCCUGGCUGAAAUAUUCAUCUCCUCCUUUCAAAGAGGAGUGGGGAGAGGAAAUGCCUCCAAACUUGCCACGCUGGGAAAGGGGCCUGGGAGACGAACCUGAGUUCACAGUCAGAUCUGGGUCCAUACCCCAGCUCUGCCUUUCCUAGGCGUGUGGUCUUGGGCAAGUCUUUUCACAUUCCUGAGCGCCACGUCUUCAUCUGUCAUGUAGAAUUUAAUAUGGCAUGGCACAGAGCUGGCACGGGGGAUGGCUGGGCUGGCGGAUGUCAGGCACACUGCACAGGGACCAGCAUGACAUAGGCACUCAGAGAAUGUUCUCUCCCCUCCUCUCUCCUUACUCCAUCCAAAUGCUUACCCUGUCUGCCCCCCAGGCCCAUGCGUGGGCCACUGCGCAGGCCUGUACUCUCCAGGCAGGAAUCUGUGAGCUAGUCUCUGAUUACCCCAAGCUUCUGGACCAACACUGUCCGAGGAAAACCUCUGCCGCGGUGGAGACGGGCCACCUCUGCACCCUCUGACGCGGUGGCCACUCUCCACGUGUGCCUAUUGUGUUUUUAAAAUGUAGACAGUCUAACUAAGCUACUGGGGUUUUAACUUUAUUUCAUUUUAAUUAGAAAUGUAAAUUUAGCUACAUGUGGCUGGUGGCUGCCAUACUAGACAGCACAGGCCUAGACCUUGAAGAAGAUGACCUGGCGUGAAGACUUGGCUUGGCACUGGCUCAAGUGCAUGUAUGUGGCCUUGGGCGGGUCUCUGCACCUCUCUGUACAGUAAAGGCAUGUGUGCCUCGUUCGGUGCACAUGUGCAGACACACAUGUUUGUUAUGAUUAUUUAGCGUUUAUUGAGUUGAGGGCAGUGGUGGCUCUGGGAGGAGAAGGCAGAGGCCUGGCUUUGGGACGAUUGUCUGAUUGUACAGAUGAGGUUUGCACCUGUGAGACAGGCAGGAGGAGCCCUGGCUCUGACCCCUUCCCUGCGUUGUUGGCCUCUAAGCCAUCCCCACUCUGGCGUGGGCCUCCCUCUUCUUUGUUCCCACAGGGUCUAGCACUUUCUUUGCCCCAGGGACUUUCCACACUGGACCGUAAGUAACCAUUUGCAGGGUCAGCAUCUGCCCCGCCCCCGCCCCCAUUUCCAUCUUAGCAGAUCAGCCCCCAGAGUUUGUCAACAGAUGGCAUUGGUUAGAGGCUGCAGCCUCUACCCAGAGGAGGACGGUGCCUUGAGAUGGACAGGUACCGCAGGAAUGGGGGCGGUGGACAGGGAAAGUCAAUCCACUCCACUAUCCUUAAGGCUGAUUUGUAGUCCUUGUACCUGUCACUUGAUGGUCGCAAGAAGGCCACCAUAGUGCCCAUUUAUGACAAGGACAGGAGUGGUAUCAGCCACAGCCCUCCUAGGCUCCCACUGCCAAUGAACUUCCUUUUUCAUCUUAUUGUCCAGAAUUGGGUCACAUAAUUACCAUUAGCUAUGAGGAAGGCUGGGAAGUUGAGUACCUGGCAAAGAAGAAAUAGGCUUGUCUUGAUGGCCUCACCCAAAUCAGGAUUCAUUGCCUAGGGCUGAGCAUGGUGCUGUCCCAAACAAAAGUGGCCUUGUGUUAUCCUGGAAAAAGAGGUAGAGAGUGGCUCUUGGGUUGGUUACUAGCACUGCCUGCCUGGGUGACCACUGCACAAUUAGCAUAGCACUUUGUAAUUUACCAAGUCCUUACUUAUGUAAUUCUGCAGGAUUACAUUCUCCUUGAUUUGUAAUUCUGCAUGCACAUCUCAGGGUUGUGAGACAGCUCAGGGAUUGUAAUCCUCACAUUGCAGAUUAGGAAAACAAGGCUCGGAGAGGUAGAGUACUUAUUCCAGGAAGCAAGGGAGCCAGGCUAGGACCCCGUCCUCCAGACUCUUGAGCUGCCUCCUGUGAGCCGGGAGAAGGACCUCUGCUAAAGGUAGCAACUGGGAGUCAUUUAUCUUUGUAUUCUAAAUGCUACCUCAACAGUCUGGCACAAAGGUGUUCAGUGAAUGUUUGAUUCAUCUAUCAGUGAAGGCAUUACUAGAUUAAUUUAUUAACUCGAUCCAUGGAGCAUGGGGUAGGAAUGAUGGAGGUUGGUUACCUAUUCUUUCUUCAAAAUAAGGAAGCAUGAGCCCUUACUGGGCCUGGCUGGCUGUCUCAUUUCCUAGUUCUCAUGUGCACCCUACUAGCCAUGUGAGCAGACAGUCCAAGUACAGAGAGGCCCCUGAUGGCCAUGAAAUGGUGGGCAGAGCUGGGUCCAUGCAUAUGACCCAGUCUCCUGAGAACUCAGCCCAGGAGCCAGGAGCGCUCCCUCAGGGGACAGUGAAAGGUCUACUGGGAAAGAUACAUGACCCUGGCCAUUCACUUGGCUCCUUCAGCCUUGAAAGGAGUUCAGCUCAGCACACACUCCAUUCAUUGCCACAGACCUGCGCCAAGAGCACGCACUUGCGCUCAUCACUUUGGAAGUCAGUCUGCUCCCCAGAGUGGGUGCUCCCCAAGGCAGGCUCUGAACCCCACCUGCCUCCAGUGCCUGGCAGCACAGGGAUUGGAAAGAGUUGGGAAGGAAGGAUGUCAAAAGAAGGACUGACCCUUGCUUCUAAGGCUCGCUAUGUUUUGAUAGUGAAGACAGACAUCCUCCUAAAUAACAGACCACCGAGCUGCCUUACAGAUACAGGAGCAAGUGACCAAGUGACAGGAUGGGAAAGCAAUGGAAUCAGAGUGGUAGGAGGGGGGAGGGAUCUGGGGAAGCUUCCAGAGGGUUUGAGUCUGACUUCCAAGGAAAGAAGGAACGAUAGCCAGCAGCCAUGAGGGGAAGGGUUCAUAGGUAGAAGGCAGCGUGUGCACACAGGUUUGGAGGCAGCAGACGGCAGGUGUGCAGGUCAUAGUGGCACUGAGUAUAAUGUAUUUGAUAAUAGAGAAUGGAGGUGAGGAAGGCUAGAUCACCAUGGGUGUCGGGGGGUGAAGGGCUGUGUCUGCAUCCUCCAGUCCUGUGCUUUUCAGACCCCAAUGUCGUAGAAGUCACCUAGGGGUCUAAUCGCAGGUUUUGAUUGAGUAGGUCUCAGGUGCAACCUGAGAUUCUGAAUUUUGAACAAGCUGCCAGGUGAUGCUGAUGCCACUAAUCUGUGGACCACACUUUGAGUAGCAAGACUUCAAGGAGGGAGCCAUUGAAGGUUUUGAGUAGGAACACGACUGUAGUCUGAUUUGCUUUUUAGAAAAAUUAUUCCAAAGGCUGUGAAGAAGCUUCAGCAGGGUAGAAGAAUACAGGCAGGAUGAGAGAUUUAUUUUUUCUAUAUCUCCAACACCUAGAAUGAUGUCUGGAUCAUAACAGAUAAUCAAUAGAUAUAUGCAAAAGGAAUAAAUGAGUCAUCUGUGAUAGACUUUUUAAAUGAGCAAGCAGGAAGAAUGAAUGAGUCAAGUUAUCCCAAACUGGUAAGCCAAUAUUAUAUAAAUCACUCAGUCGGGCCAGUCCAAAUUGAGAAUAUGUCUUAAGGCAGUGCUUUUCUAACUUGGUUUUAGACAAAGAUCUGAUUGCUUCCAUGAAAUUCUAAAUGGAGCCCCAAUACGUGAGUCACAUAAAAAAUAGUUAAGUGCCCAGGUUGGCCCAGGGUAGGAGCUCUGGAACUGGGCAGCCCAAUCGUUCCCCUUUCUCCCCAGGCCAAAGGCAGAUCCCCACUGCAGCCUCCAGACUGUCACAAGCAUCAGUCGCCCCCAAAAGCCAGCCAUGCCCCCUCCCUGCCCCCAGGCUGGCUGAGGCAGCCCUUCUGCAGGAUCUUGGGUGGGGAUUUUCUGUUUCUGACUCAAUUUCCCCCACUAGACAGUAAAGGCUAUGGGCCAUGAGAGACCCAUCUUGGUAUCCUUAUGCCCAGCACAGGACCUGGGUCUAAUGAGGCACUUACAAAAGCAUGAUGGACAAGCAAGUCCCAAGGACAGGGCAUGAGUUCCCAGAACCCCAGACACGUUAGCCCUUCUCUCCCAAGCAGCAGAGGUAGUGUGGGCGGCAGAGGCAUGCAGGGGAUGGAGUUGAGAUGUUUAGAGUAUAACAAUUUGGGGUUCAUAUCCCAGCUCACACACUUACUGACCAUGCAACUUUGGGUAAGUCCUGAGUGCCUCUGGGCCUUGGCUUCUCAUCAAUAAAAGAAAUAUAACAAACCCUCCCUCCGGAGGGAUGCAGUGCAAACCAAGGGAGUUACCAGAUGCGAGCUGUGCUUUCUAAGCAGCCCUCUUCACACGCCGCUGUCGCCGGCUCACAGCCUGCCUUGCUUCUGCGUGAGUGUCUGUGUGUUGCAUUUAAGCAGGAAGCAUCAGUCACGCUGACAAAUCUCCGUGUCCCCAGGGGGUGUUCCUAACCAGUUAGAGGUUUGGCAUUUAUUCUCAACUGCUUGUUGUUGUACUUUUCAAAUAGCCAAGUAUUUAAAUAUCACCAGCCUGAUUGCUCCUGCAGAUCUGUAGCCCUUGUCCUGCACCAGGGAAAUCCUCUCGCAGGCAGGUGUCACGGGUGACAGCUGCAGCCUGGUGGCAGGGACACUGGGCACCAGGUUACUGGGAUCAAGUCCAGCUCUGCUCCUUGCCAGCUGGGGGACCUUGGGCAAGUCGCUUCACCUCGUGGAGGCUUCAUUUCCUCAAUAAGAAUAACAAAUAUCUAUGUAUUGGUGCUUAAUGGCUUCAAACCCACCUCCACCUGCUCAUGUGGUGGUCUCAAGCUCUCUGUAGGCAGCUGAUCUUUAUCACCUCCAUGGAAUAGCUCAAAAAACUGUGGCUCUCUGAGUAGGGCUUUGAAUCCCUGUUCCCUUAAAAAAUGGUAUGACUUUGGGCAAAUCCUUGCCCUCUCUGAUCCUCAGUUUAUAUAAAAUGGCAACGAUAUGGCAAGCAAGUGUAUUGCCAGGCACCUACAGGUGCCCAGUGAAAGAAAGCUGCUGUUUGGAUUCGUUAUUUGUAUAUUAUUGACCUUUGCCUAGGAUCACAAAGCGAAAGUCAGCACUGCUGAGCCAGACGCCAGGCUGCGGCCUGCUUCCCUGCUGCAGGGGCAUGUGAAACUUCCUUCCCAGGGUCAGCUGGGGUAGCAUGGUUGGCAGUGCAGUGUGAACUGCGAAGUGCCAGAUCACUCGGCCCUGAGCGCGGCGCGGACCCUGUUCGUGGAUGUGGAGGAGCGCGCGCCCGAGGCCAUGGACGUGAAGGAGCGGAAGCCGUACCGCUCGCUGACGCGGCGCCGCGACGCCGCCGAGCGCCGCUACACCAGCUCGUCGGCCGACAGCGAGGAGGGCAAAGCCCCGCAGAAGUCCUACAGCUCCAGCGAGACCCUGAAGGCCUACGACCAGGACGCGCGCCUGGCCUACGGCAGCCGCGUCAAGGACAUGGUGCCGCAGGAGGCCGAGGAGUUCUGCCGCGCAGGCGCCAACUUCACCCUGCGGGAGCUGGGGCUGGAAGAAGUGACACCCCCUCAUGGGACCCUGUACCGGACUGACAUCGGCCUCCCCCACUGCGGCUACUCCAUGGGGGCCGGCUCUGACGCCGACAUGGAGGCUGACACCGUGCUGUCCCCCGAGCACCCCGUGCGGCUGUGGGGCCGGAGCACACGGUCAGGGCGCAGCUCCUGCCUGUCCAGCCGGGCCAACUCCAACCUCACGCUCACGGACACCGAGCAUGAGAACACUGAGACCGGUGCUCCCUUGCAUUGUUCAUCCGCUUCAUCAACCCCUAUUGAGCAGUCCCCCUCCCCGCCCCCCUCCCCUCCGGCCAAUGAGAGCCAGAGGCGGUUGCUAGGCAACGGUGUGGCCCAGCCAACCCCGGACUCAGACUCUGAGGAAGAGUUUGUCCCUAAUUCAUUCUUAGUUAAAAGUGGCUCCGCCAGCCUGGGGGUCGCGGCGAAUGAUCACCCCGGCGGCCUGCAGAACCACCCACGGCUCCGGACACCGCCGCCGCCCCUGUCGCACGCGCACACCCCCAGCCAGCACCACGCCGCCUCCAUUAACUCCCUGAACCGGGGCAACUUCACGCCGAGGAGCAACCCCAGCCCGGCGCCCACCGACCACUCACUGUCCGGAGAGCCCCCCGCCGGCGGCGCCCCGGAGCCCGCGCACGCCCAGGACAACUGGCUGCUCAACAGCAACAUCCCCCUGGAGACCAGAAACCUAGGCAAGCAGCCAUUCCUAGGGACAUUGCAGGACAACCUCAUUGAGAUGGACAUUCUCGGCGCCUCCCGCCACGAUGGGGCUUACAGUGACGGGCACUUCCUCUUCAAGCCUGGAGGCACCUCCCCGCUCUUCUGCACCACCUCGCCAGGGUACCCGCUGACGUCCAGCACGGUGUACUCCCCUCCGCCCCGGCCCCUGCCCCGCAGCACCUUUGCCCGGCCGGCCUUCAACCUCAAGAAGCCCUCCAAGUACUGUAACUGGAAGUGCGCAGCCCUGAGCGCCAUCGUCAUCUCGGCCACGCUGGUCAUCCUGCUGGCGUACUUUGUGGCCAUGCACCUGUUUGGCCUAAACUGGCACCUGCAGCCGAUGGAGGGGCAGAUGUAUGAGAUCACGGAGGACACAGCCAGCAGUUGGCCUGUGCCAACGGACGUCUCCCUGUACCCCUCAGGGGGCACUGGCUUAGAGACCCCUGACAGGAAAGGCAAAGGAGCCACAGAAGGAAAGCCCAGUAGUUUCUUUCCAGAGGACAGUUUUAUAGACUCUGGCGAAAUCGAUGUGGGAAGACGAGCGUCACAGAAGAUUCCUCCUGGCACUUUCUGGAGAUCUCAGGUGUUCAUAGACCAUCCUGUGCAUCUGAAAUUCAAUGUGUCGCUGGGAAAGGCAGCUCUGGUUGGCAUUUAUGGCAGAAAAGGCCUUCCUCCUUCACAUACACAGUUUGAUUUUGUGGAGCUUCUGGAUGGAAGGAGGCUCCUGGCCCAGGAGGCACGGAGCCUGGAGGGACCCCAGCGCCAGUCUCGGGGAGUGGUCCCCCCCUCCAGCCAUGAGACCGGCUUCAUCCAGUAUUUGGAUUCGGGAAUCUGGCACUUGGCUUUUUACAAUGACGGGAAGGAGUCCGAAGUGGUUUCCUUUCUCACCACUGCCAUCGAAUCGGUGGAUAACUGCCCCAGCAACUGCUAUGGCAACGGUGACUGCAUCUCUGGGACCUGCCACUGCUUCCUGGGUUUCCUGGGCCCUGACUGCGGCAGAGCCUCCUGCCCCGUGCUCUGUAGCGGGAAUGGCCAGUACAUGAAGGGCCGGUGCCUGUGCCACAGCGGCUGGAAGGGCACUGAGUGUGAUGUGCCCACCAACCAGUGCAUCGACGUGGCCUGCAGCAACCACGGCACCUGCAUCAUGGGCACCUGCAUCUGCAACCCUGGCUACAAGGGCGAGAGCUGCGAGGAAGUGGACUGCAUGGACCCCACGUGUUCGAGCCGGGGUGUCUGUGUGAGAGGCGAGUGCCACUGCUCCGUGGGGUGGGGAGGCACCAACUGCGAGACCCCCAGGGCCACAUGCUUAGACCAAUGUUCAGGCCAUGGAACCUUCCUCCCGGACACCGGCCUCUGCAGCUGUGACCCAAGCUGGACUGGACAUGACUGUUCUAUUGAGAUCUGCGCUGCUGACUGUGGAGGCCAUGGCGUCUGUGUGGGGGGCACCUGCCGCUGUGAGGACGGCUGGAUGGGGGCAGCCUGCGACCAGCGGGCCUGCCACCCGCGCUGUGCCGAGCACGGGACCUGCCGCGACGGCAAGUGCGAGUGCAGCCCCGGCUGGAACGGCGAGCACUGCACCAUCGCUCACUAUCUGGAUAGGGUAGUUAAAGAAGGUUGCCCUGGGUUGUGCAAUGGUAAUGGCAGAUGUACCUUGGACCUGAAUGGGUGGCACUGCGUCUGCCAGCUGGGCUGGAGAGGAGCAGGCUGUGACACUUCCAUGGAAACCGCCUGUGGUGACAGCAAAGACAACGAUGGAGAUGGCUUGGUGGACUGCAUGGACCCUGACUGCUGCCUCCAGCCCCUCUGUCAUGUCAACCCGCUGUGCCUGGGCUCCCCCGACCCUCUGGACAUCAUCCAGGAGACACAGGUCCCUGUGUCCCAGCAGAACCUACACUCCUUCUAUGACCGAAUCAAGUUCCUCGUGGGCAGGGACAGCACGCACAUCAUCCCCGGGGAGAACCCCUUUGAUGGAGGGCAUGCAUGCGUUAUUCGUGGUCAGGUGAUGACAUCAGAUGGGACCCCCCUGGUUGGUGUGAACAUCAGUUUCGUCAAUAACCCUCUCUUUGGGUAUACAAUCAGCAGGCAAGAUGGCAGCUUUGACUUGGUCACAAAUGGCGGCAUCUCCAUCAUCCUGCGGUUCGAGCGGGCCCCUUUCAUCACGCAGGAGCACACCCUCUGGCUGCCGUGGGAUCGCUUCUUCGUCAUGGAAACCAUCAUCAUGCGGCAUGAGGAGAACGAGAUUCCCAGCUGCGACCUGAGCACCUUCGCCCGCCCCAACCCCGUGGUCUCUCCAUCCCCCCUGACAUCCUUUGCCAGCUCCUGUGCAGAGAAAGGCCCCAUCGUGCCAGAAAUCCAGGCUUUGCAGGAGGAGAUCACCAUCUCUGGCUGCAAGAUGAAGCUGAGCUACCUGAGCAGCCGGACCCCUGGCUACAAGUCUGUGUUGAGGAUCAGCCUCACGCACCCCACCAUCCCCUUCAACCUCAUGAAGGUCCACCUCAUGGUGGCGGUGGAGGGCCGCCUCUUCCGGAAGUGGUUUGCUGCAGCCCCAGACCUGUCCUAUUACUUCAUCUGGGACAAGACAGACGUCUACAACCAAAAGGUGUUCGGGCUCUCAGAAGCCUUCGUUUCCGUGGGUUAUGAGUAUGAAUCCUGCCCAGAUCUGAUCCUAUGGGAAAAAAGAACAGCAGUGCUGCAGGGCUAUGAAAUCGAUGCGUCCAAGCUUGGAGGCUGGAGCCUAGACAAACAUCAUGCCCUCAACAUCCAAAGUGGCAUCCUGCACAAAGGGAACGGGGAGAACCAGUUUGUGUCUCAGCAGCCCCCCGUCAUCGGGAGCGUCAUGGGCAACGGGCGCCGGAGAAGCAUCUCUUGCCCCAGCUGCAAUGGCCUUGCUGACGGCAACAAGCUCCUGGCCCCGGUGGCCCUCACCUGUGGCUCUGACGGGAGCCUCUACGUGGGUGAUUUCAACUAUAUUCGAAGGAUCUUCCCCUCUGGGAACGUCACCAACAUCCUGGAGUUGAGAAAUAAAGAUUUCAGACAUAGUCAUAGCCCAGCGCAUAAGUACUACCUGACCACAGACCCCAUGAGCGGGGCUGUCUUCCUUUCUGACACCAACAGCCGGCGGGUCUUUAAGAUCAAGUCCACCGUGGUGGUGAAGGACCUCGUCAAGAACUCUGAGGUGGUUGCAGGGACAGGUGACCAGUGCCUCCCUUUUGAUGACACUCGCUGCGGGGAUGGUGGGAAGGCCACGGAAGCCACACUCACCAACCCCAGGGGCAUUACGGUGGACAAGUUCGGGCUGAUCUACUUCGUGGAUGGCACCAUGAUCAGACGCAUUGAUCAGAAUGGGAUCAUCUCCACCCUGCUGGGCUCCAAUGAUCUGACGUCGGCCCGGCCCCUCAGCUGUGAUUCUGUCAUGGAUAUUUCUCAGGUUCGCCUGGAGUGGCCCACAGACUUAGCCAUCAACCCAAUGGACAACUCACUUUAUGUCCUUGACAACAACGUGGUCCUGCAAAUCUCUGAAAACCACCAGGUACGCAUUGUCGCCGGGAGGCCCAUGCACUGCCAGGUCCCCGGCAUUGACCACUUUUUGCUGAGCAAGGUGGCCAUCCACGCAACCCUGGAGUCAGCCACCGCUCUGGCUGUUUCACACAAUGGGGUGCUGUAUAUUGCCGAGACUGAUGAGAAAAAGAUCAACCGCAUCAGGCAGGUCACCACUAGUGGAGAGAUCUCACUCGUCGCUGGGGCCCCCAGUGGCUGUGAUUGUAAAAACGAUGCCAACUGUGAUUGUUUCUCUGGAGACGAUGGUUAUGCCAAGGAUGCAAAGCUGAAUACCCCCUCUUCCUUGGCCGUGUGUGCGGAUGGGGAGCUCUAUGUGGCUGACCUUGGGAAUAUCCGAAUUCGGUUUAUCCGAAAGAACAGGCCUUUCCUCAACACCCAGAACAUGUAUGAGCUGUCCUCACCAAUCGACCAGGAGCUCUACCUGUUUGAUACCAGUGGCAAGCACCUGUACACCCAGAGUCUUCCCACAGGAGACUACCUGUACAACUUCACCUACACCGGGGAUGGUGACGUCACACUCAUCACAGACAACAACGGCAACAUGGUUAACGUCCGCCGAGACUCUACCGGGAUGCCCCUCUGGCUGGUGGUCCCAGAUGGCCAGGUAUACUGGGUGACCAUGGGCACCAACAGUGCGCUCAAGAGUGUGACCACACAAGGACACGAGUUGGCCAUGAUGACAUACCAUGGCAACUCCGGCCUUCUGGCAACCAAAAGCAAUGAAAACGGAUGGACUACAUUUUACGAGUAUGACAGCUUUGGCCGCCUGACAAAUGUGACCUUCCCUACUGGCCAGGUGAGCAGUUUCCGAAGUGACACAGACAGUUCAGUGCAUGUCCAGGUAGAGACCUCAAGCAAGGAUGAUGUCACCAUAACCACCAACCUGUCCGCCUCAGGUGCCUUCUACACACUGCUGCAAGACCAAGUCCGGAACAGCUACUAUAUCGGGGCUGAUGGCUCCCUGCGGCUGCUGCUGGCCAAUGGCAUGGAGGUGGCACUCCAGACCGAGCCCCACCUGCUGGCUGGCACCGUCAACCCCACCGUGGGCAAGAGGAACGUCACCCUGCCCAUCGACAACGGCCUCAACCUGGUGGAGUGGCGGCAGCGCAAGGAGCAGGCUCGGGGCCAGGUCACCGUCUUUGGGCGCCGGCUGCGGGUUCACAACCGAAACCUUCUAUCUCUGGACUUUGAUCGCGUGACUCGCACAGAGAAGAUCUAUGAUGACCACCGCAAGUUCACCCUUCGGAUCCUGUACGACCAGGCGGGGCGGCCCAGCCUCUGGUCACCCAGCAGCAGGCUGAACGGUGUCAACGUGACAUACUCCCCUGGUGGCCACAUUGCCGGCAUCCAGAGGGGCAUCAUGUCCGAGAGGAUGGAAUACGACCAGGCAGGGCGCGUCACGUCCAGGAUCUUUGCCGAUGGGAAGACGUGGAGCUACACGUACUUAGAGAAGUCCAUGGUGCUUCUGCUCCACAGCCAGAGGCAGUAUAUCUUUGAGUUCGACAAGAACGACCGCCUCUCUUCCGUGACCAUGCCCAAUGUGGCCCGGCAGACGCUGGAGACCAUGCGCUCGGUGGGCUACUACAGGAACAUCUACCAGCCACCCGAGGGCAAUGCCUCGGUCAUCCAGGACUUCACUGAGGACGGGCACCUCCUCCAUACCUUCUACCUGGGCACCGGCCGCAGGGUGAUAUACAAGUACGGCAAGCUGUCGAAGCUGGCCGAGACGCUGUACGACACCACCAAGGUGAGCUUCACCUAUGACGAGACGGCGGGCAUGCUGAAGACCAUCAACCUGCAGAACGAGGGCUUCACCUGCACCAUCCGCUACCGUCAGAUCGGGCCCCUGAUCGACCGGCAGAUCUUCCGCUUUACCGAGGAGGGCAUGGUCAACGCCCGUUUUGACUACAACUACGACAACAGCUUCCGGGUGACCAGCAUGCAGGCUGUGAUCAACGAGACCCCGCUGCCCAUUGAUCUUUAUCGCUACGAUGACGUGUCAGGCAAGACAGAGCAGUUUGGGAAGUUCGGUGUCAUCUACUAUGACAUUAACCAGAUCAUCACCACGGCAGUCAUGACCCAUACCAAGCACUUUGACGCGUACGGCAGGAUGAAGGAAGUGCAGUACGAGAUUUUCCGCUCACUCAUGUACUGGAUGACUGUCCAGUAUGACAACAUGGGGCGCGUGGUGAAGAAGGAGCUGAAGGUGGGACCCUACGCCAACACCACCCGCUACUCUUACGAGUACGAUGCUGACGGCCAGCUGCAGACUGUCUCCAUCAAUGACAAGCCACUCUGGCGCUACAGCUAUGAUCUCAAUGGGAACCUCCACCUACUGAGCCCUGGGAACAGUGCACGGCUCACGCCACUGCGGUAUGACCUCCGUGACCGCAUCACUAGGCUGGGUGACGUGCAAUACAAGAUGGAUGAGGAUGGCUUCCUAAGGCAGCGGGGUGGUGACGUCUUUGAGUAUAAUUCAGCUGGCCUGCUCAUCAAGGCCUAUAACCGGGCUGGUGGCUGGAGUGUCAGGUACCGCUAUGAUGGCCUGGGGCGGCGGGUGUCCAGCAAGAGCACCCAUAGCCACCACCUGCAGUUCUUCUAUGCAGACCUAACCAACCCCACCAAGGUCACCCACCUCUACAACCACUCCAGCUCUGAGAUCACAUCCCUCUACUACGACCUGCAGGGACACCUCUUUGCCAUGGAGCUAAGCAGCGGUGACGAGUUUUACAUAGCUUGUGACAAUAUUGGGACCCCUCUUGCUGUCUUCAGUGGAACAGGCUUGAUGAUCAAGCAGAUCCUGUACACAGCCUACGGGGAGAUCUACAUGGAUACCAACCCCAACUUCCAGAUCAUCAUCGGUUACCAUGGAGGUCUCUACGAUCCACUCACCAAGCUCGUCCACAUGGGCCGCCGGGAUUAUGAUGUGCUGGCUGGGCGGUGGACCAGCCCGGACCAUGAGCUGUGGAAGCACCUGAGUAGCAACAACAUCAUGCCUUUCAACCUCUACAUGUUUAAGAACAACAAUCCCAUCAGCAACUCUCAGGACAUCAAGUGCUUCAUGACAGAUGUCAACAGCUGGCUGCUUACCUUUGGAUUCCAGCUGCACAACGUGAUCCCCGGCUAUCCCAAACCCGACAUGGAUGCCAUGGAACCAUCCUAUGAGCUCGUCCACACCCACAUGAAAACUCAGGAGUGGGACAACAGCAAGUCCAUCCUUGGGGUACAGUGUGAAGUACAGAAGCAGCUCAAGGCCUUCGUCACCUUAGAACGCUUUGACCAGCUCUAUGGCUCCACAGUCACCAGCUGCCAGCAGGCCCCAGAGACGAAGAAGUUUGCAUCCAGUGGCUCAGUCUUUGGCAAAGGGGUCAAGUUUGCCUUGAAGGAUGGCCGAGUGACCACAGACAUCAUCAGCGUGGCCAACGAGGACGGGCGGAGGGUUGCUGCCAUCUUGAACAAUGCCCAUUACCUAGAGAACCUGCACUUCACCAUUGAUGGGGUGGACACCCACUACUUUGUGAAGCCAGGGCCCUCAGAAGGCGACCUGGCCAUCCUGGGCCUCAGUGGGGGGCGGCGAACCCUGGAGAAUGGGGUCAACGUCACGGUGUCCCAGAUCAACACUAUGCUCAAUGGCAGGACUAGACGCUACACGGACAUCCAGCUCCAGUACGGGGCACUGUGCUUGAAUACCCGCUACGGGACGACGCUGGAUGAGGAGAAGGUGCGGGUGCUGGAGCUGGCGCGGCAGAGAGCCGUGCGCCAGGCGUGGGCCCGCGAGCAGCAGAGACUGCGGGAGGGGGAGGAGGGCCUGCGGGCCUGGACAGAGGGGGAGAAGCAGCAGGUGCUGAGCACGGGGCGGGUGCAAGGCUACGACGGCUUCUUCGUGAUCUCCGUCGAGCAGUACCCGGAACUGUCGGACAGCGCCAGCAACAUCCACUUCAUGAGACAGAGCGAGAUGGGCCGAAGGUGACAGAGAGGGCCGAGGCCUGGACUUCUUGCCAAAGACAGCUACUCUUUUGUGGCCGCAUACCUUGACUGUGUUGUACUUUUAAAAAAAAAUCCUUUUUUUAACAAGUGCAGAAAACAAAAAGAUAACUGGUUGCAUUGUAAUUCAUGCAACAUCCUUUUUUUUAAGAAAAGAAAAACACAAAUUUGGCCUUCACACAUUUUUUGCAAAGAACAGAAGGUAUUUUUUUUUUCUGUAGUGUGAUCACAACGAAAACUUUAUUGUCUUUUGUUCCCUUUUUCCUAGAGGAUUUUUCCUUGUUGUUUGGGGUACGUUUCUCCUCUCUGAGACAUAUCUCCUGGGUGUGUCCCCGUCCGUCCCUAGGUACCCAGUGUGAUGUGAGACACGAGUGUCUGUGCUAACUUGUCUCAUGUGCAACCCUUUCUUCUUCAAUUGGGGUCGGGCAGGAGUGAGGGGUGCAGAUGCUGAUGGGCCAGUACAACACCCCCUCCAAGGGGGCCCGGGGGAGGGUCGGUAGACCUGAGGCUCUCUGGCUAAGCUCCCGAAGCUAAGUGGUGGGUUUUACUCCCUGCGUUCUGUGCCUCCGGAGGACCACAAAUGGCAUCAUCUUGCUCCGGGGAAUUUCAUGAUGUCGUUAAGCACCUUUUCCAGCUGCCCCAAACUCCUGUCCAAGCUUUAUAUUUGAUGCUAAAUGAAGCCCCCUCCCCCUUUUGCAAAUCCUGUGUAGUUGUCAGUGCCACCUCCAUGCUGGGAUAGAGAAAGUGUCUCCCAGGUCCUUUCCCCCAGUGUGGUGACAUAACAUCCUGGGGCCAAGAGCCCCAUCCUCCCCAGGAGGGGGACGCUCCCAGGAUGUCCUUGCUUAGUUGCUCUUCCAUGAAGUUCCUUUUCAUCUCCUCCUCUGUCCCAAAGCCAGAUGUGAGAACCAGCACUGCACGGUAAGCCCUCCACGUGGGCACCAUGUCCAGGGACGGGAAGGCCGCCCAUGCAAAGGGAUGGCAGUGGUGGCAAGGGUACAACCUGCCUUCCGAGGGGAAUCCCUCUCCCCGUGACUUUGGUAUCUUCCCUCCACUGCUCAGUUGCCACCACUGAUAAACAGGAGUGUGGCAGGAGGUUCUUGGUGGCCUUUGAUUCUGGAAAGAUGCUUAAGAAAAAAAAAGUCAGCCAAAGAGAGGAAGGCGUGAGCCAAGCAUCCUUCUAACUAGCUCCUGAUGUCCCCUCUGCCUCUUGUGUACGGGCUAAUAGCAGAGCUGGGAUGCAGCAGGAUGAGCUUGCAGGAAAUUCCUGAAGUUCUAGAACAGCUUCACCUCUAGAGAAGCCCAGCCAGGGUUUUUUAGAGGAUAAGGAGAAGGGAGGGAGAGCUGAUCUGGUGUGGCCUGCCCAUGUCAUGCCAGCCUGCCAGGCUCAGGGGCAGUUCCCAAGGAGCGUGCUCAUGGAUCUGGGAGGCCAGGCUGGCAUGAUUCUGGUGAAGACUUGUGCCUGUGUCAUCAGGAAGAGGCCUGAGCCCCCUCAGGAGUGAGGACAGUGCCCACCUGAGGGCAGGGAACAGCAUGAGUGAGGGCUCCUUGUUCAAGGAUUCCAUUCCUGGUUCAUCUGCCUGAUUGCCAUUGUCAUUACUACUCACAGGAGGCUCUGGGAGACAGGAGGAGAAGCCAAAUGCUUCCUUUUAAGCUGGGCUUCUUAGAAAAUGGGACUUUUAUGGGUUACAUUUACAUUAAGUGUGGAAAAUGAAUUCUGAGUCUGAGCUAUUCCCCGUGGAAACCUUGUUGGACUGAUAAGCUCAUGGCACCUUUAUAGCCUUACUCACAGAGUCUCCAGAAUAUUACACAAGUUAAUGAAACCAAGAAGGUCUCCUACUGCAUGAGAAUUGGAGCAACGUGUGGUCUGAGUUCUGCUGGCAGAGGGAGGCACCCAGAGCUGCUCGGGGAGCGGAGAUUUCGCCUUACAUCCUCCCACUGGGAUUAAGGAUGUGUUUCGCUAAGUGCUCUUCCUGUUUCCAAAAAAAAUCACACUGCCGCAACAGUGUGCCUCGGCCUGUCUGUCACUGGUUGCCCGUUGCCUCUGCUCCAGAGCUCCGCUGAGUCAGAUACGGCCCCUCAGGGCCGCCGUGCGUGGCAUGAGCUGGGAUGGGGGCUCCCAUCUGGCAGGAUCGUUUUUGGAUGGGACGGAAAACAAUUUGGCCUGAAGAACACAGUUUUUUUUUUUAAUUGGAAACAGACUUAUGCCUCUCAAAAUGUACUCUUGAUAUAAAGGGCCUUUGGGCAAAGCUCUCCUGCCCAGUUGAUCAGCCCCGUCCUGGCUGCCUGACAUCAGUGAAGAUCCGCUGGGGACGUGUACCGGGAAGUCAGGGAAAGCAAGUGGUCCAGGGGAACCAGCUUGUUACAUUCUCCACCCCUCUGUCCCUCCUCCACUGCCCCUCCCCAAAGGAAUAGUGCAGACUUUUAAGGGUCAAACACAGAAUUAUUGGACAUUCCUUUUUCUUAAAGGAAUGAUCUUGUAUUUUUCCUGGGUUACCGCAGAGGCCCAGCUUCCAUAGGGGAAAGGUUGAAGGAUCCCCAAGUUCAGAGAAAGGAUCUCAGUGGUGGAACAGGCAGCAUUAUGCACCUCACUUUCACCUGGGUUCUGUUGUGCUGGAAAUGGCACUUCUGGCCCUGGCCCUUCUGAGCUGGUUCCCAUUUGGGCUGGCAGGUAGCUCAGUGCCUCCACUCUUACUCUGCCCUCCUGCUGAGACCAGCAGUGUCAAUCCCAUGGUGAGGGGGAGUUCCAAGGCUAAAAGCAGAGUUCCCUGUGUGUACCUAGCAGGCUGCAAGCAUCAACCCCAUCCUGAUGCCACCUGCCCUUUGGGCACUAACCAACCAAAGCCUGUCCCUUUGUGGGUGUGAGCAGCCCUCCCUCUCUGGCCUGGGUUCAUGACCAUGCAGGAUGGUGGCCUCUGACCCUAGCAGCAGGUCCGCUUUAGAAUAGUUCCUGCCUUCUCCCUUGCCCUGCACAGCUGCCAGUCGGCCCCUCAUCCUCAGUCCCUCUGCUGCUCCCUUGGAAAGGACUUUACUGGUUCCCCAACUCCCUUUUUCAUUGGGGAUUUCCUCCUUCCCACCCUCCAAACAGACAUCACAGGUGGGCAGAGCUGGGACCACAGGAAGAAAGGGAAGGAACUCCAUGGUAAAUUGCACCUUUGUCAGCCUAUGACCCUUGUCUCUCAGCAUUGUUGGCUGAGAAUUAACCCAAGGACCACACCAGUGCCGAAUUUCCCCUUAGGGAUGGAGGACUUGAAACGAUCUCUAAGAAACUGAGUGGAAGGUGGGAGCGGCCAGGAGGUGUGCUUUUGGAUCAUCAGGACGGACACUGGCAUAAGGUGACGGCAGGGCAGGGAGGUGAGUCAAACUGGGCCGUGUUUUGUCAAUACAGAACAAGGAAUAAGAAUUUUUAAAAAGAAGCAGAAAGGACCCUUUCCGCUGUGACUUUUAAGUGUCAGCUUUAUAGGUGGCAGGGGUUUCCAUUAUGCAAAGAGAAGGCUUUCCAUGUGAAAUCUUAGAAUGCAGUUUUACCAUUUGCAGCCUUAUUUUUGCAGUGGCCACGUAGUGAGGGCGGUGACGCUGAGUUUUGUGCCCAGGAGAAAAGAGCUUGAGAGCACGCGGCAGGGUCCUGGGCUUUGGGAUUUGGUCACCAGAUGCUCAAGGUCCAGUCCAUUCUCCACUCUGCAGAGCAGCCACUAAGCCCAGGAACUGGUCCUGGUCAGGGGACCUGCCUCCUGAGGGGUCCCAGAAAGAACCCAGGUUCUCCUUUCCCUGUGAUUUUCACUAGGACAAAAAGCCCUCCAUUCUAGGCACACAAUUCCCAGCUAGGUUUCUACACUUGUCUCUAUUUUAUGGGAGGGGAGGGGACUAGAAAAAGAACUCUGCAGUUCAAGGCCCUUUCAUUUAACCUUCCAAAAACAGCAAACUCAUUUUAAAGACUCAUUGCUCAGGUGAUAGAGAGAAACUUUAUCCUCUCCAACCUUUACAUUCUCAAAAACCAGCCUUGUGUACUUGACUGCCCCAGAGAGUGGUGAGCUCUUAGGUUUCAUUAUGAAUGUGCAAGAUCAGAGUGGGGGAGGCCUGGGUGGGGCCAGUGUUGUGUUUCUUACCCCUCUGGAAUGCCAAAGGCAUGAUAUUGGGUGACCUCUUGGUCUCCCAGAAAAUGUGAUUUAUUCUGAGGGCAAACCGCCAAGGGAGGACUAACCAUUGGGCGGGCUCAGCUAUCCUGGCAGAAGCUGAGUCACAGGUGUCUGGCGGUGCCCCGGCAGCCCUGGAUUCACCCGACACCAGAAUCCCACUUUUCUAAAUCUGCCUGUUGUUCUGAGGACUUCUGAACCCGCAGCUUCGGCAAGAGGACUUUGUACCAAGCUGCCUCUGGACGACCAACACUGGAGACUCUGGCCUUACCAUGUGGAAAUAGUUUUCCUGAAGUCUGGAACUAAUUUUGAGAAGUUUUUUUCUCAACACUUUUGUGUUUCUAACACUGUAUCUUGACUGUGUAAAUACCAACAAGGCUGUAAAUAAAUGCAGAUGUAGAUACCUUCUAGAAAAAGAGAAAAAAAAAACCAUAAAAACAAAACCAGAAGUGAUCCUGUGUAGCCUUCGUUGACAAAUAAAAGACUAUUUUGUGUUUAAA